UACUACUGCUUUAAAAGUAGACUUAGCAUAUAGUUGGUCCUUCCUUCAUUUCAAAGAACUCAACUGUAAGCUAGUACUGACAGGUUUAUCAUCUCCUCAAGUAAUUGGAUAUUCUUAUACAAUAUACUAUUUCAUCAUCCCCUCCAAUAUACAAAAGUUAAUAAGAUAACCCAUGAAAAGAAUGGAUCUUUUCUGUUCCUCUCCGGCUUCCACAGCCAUAUGCUCAAGUAUAGACCAACGUUCCAUGGUCCGCCGCAGCCAUAGAGCAGCCACCGCCGAAGACCAUCAAAGUAGUCCAGCUUGGCUUCUUCAUAAUCGAUUUAAGAACAGUCUCCAGCCUCACGUCCCUUGUUCGUCUCAGUUGCCUAUCAACCCCAAAACUUUUAAGUACUACGAUCAUCAUCAAAAGAGUAGAAAGAGCUGUUCUUCUUCUUCUUCUUAUAAUAGUAGCAGUAAUAACUAUAAGCAAACUGAGGUACGUAGAAAAAGCUCAGCUGAUAUUUAUGAUUUGAAAGGUCCUUCAUCUGGUUCUUCUCGUUAUCUUUUGAGCGACGAUUCAUCAUCAUCAGCACCCUUCAUCGACUGGUUGUCGCCGGAGGGCGCCGAUGAUCAUCAACGACAUGUCGUUCCAGUUAAGACACCCUUUGUUGUUCCGCGCCCAACUGAACCGGCCAAAUAUAGGAGCCUCAGCUCAAAUGACUCGUCUGCUUUAAGGACUUCUUCAUCUACUCGCUCUCGUCACCAGGUUGUGGUUUUAAGGGUGUCUUUGCAUUGUAAGGGCUGUGAAGGGAAAGUAAGAAAACAUCUCUCCAAAAUGGAAGGAGUGACAUCAUUCAGUACAGACUUGGCAUCAAAGAAAGUGACAGUCAUUGGAGAUGUAACCCCCUUAGGUGUGUUAGCAAGCGUAUCAAAGGUGAAGAACGCUCAGCUCUGGCCUUCAACAACAUCAUCACCAUCUUCACCUUGGUCAGCUUGAGUUACUUUCAAGUAAUUAAUAAAUUUAAAGUUUUAGCAGCAUCAGGGCUGUUAGUUAUUUUCUUUUGUACCAAUAAUAAUAUUGUUAUUUAAUUAGUAUUUGUUUAAAUAAUAUCAAAUCUGUUUAAUGUAAAAUGUAAAUCAAAGUACUAUUGUUUGUUUUGUUUUGAAGAAGUUCAAGUGGGAGAUUAUUAGAUCAGUACUUAAA
This is a messenger RNA of Humulus lupulus (European hop), 1183 nucleotides long. Its product is annotated as protein SODIUM POTASSIUM ROOT DEFECTIVE 2-like. Bases 173 to 976 code for a protein of 267 amino acids. The record is from RefSeq and is a predicted model, not a curated record. NCBI's taxonomy places the organism in Eukaryota, Viridiplantae, Streptophyta, Magnoliopsida, Rosales, Cannabaceae. The transcript has 3 exons. Gene Ontology annotation, molecular function: metal ion binding.